UCCCAACCCACUUAAUUCAGAAUCCCAUGUGCGUGGCGAUCCCUAAUCUCCCACUGAAUCGCCGCAGUUUGAUGCCUCUUGAUAAGAAAACGAAUCAAACCGGUUGCUGGCCAACUGACUGAUGCCACCAAGAUGCUGCCUGAUUUUGGCUGAUUGCCGUCUGGCUAAAACAAACGGCCAGCUGUCGGCAAUCGGGAACCGAUCGUCGCGGAGAACACAACGCUCGUGGAGAAUGACGGCCAAGAUGAAGUUGCGGUCCCAGCUGCAUCUGCUCACUGGUUUCAUGGCGGGAUUCGUGCUGGCCUUCGUGCUGCUUCUCUACGUCUACGAUGUCAGCAGGGUGACGCCUUGCUGGAGCAGCACCUCCACCAUGUCCACGGCCACAACGGCUAGGAUUGAGGAUGAUCCACCACCGCGCGUUCUGUGCAUGGUGCUCACCUGUCCGGAGAACGUGCACAGCCUGGCCAGGAGUGUCUACGAGACCUGGGGCCAGCGCUGCAGCCGCCUGAUCUUCGCUAGCAGCGAGGACUACGAGCCACUGGGCGUGGUCGGGGUGGUGGAGCCAGCUGGCGGUGGCUACGAGGAUCUGUGGAACAAAACGCGCGAGGGAUUCCGCCACGUUUGGGAGAACUACGCUGGCGACUACGAUUGGUUCCUUAAGGCGGACGAUGAUACCUACGUGGUCAUGGAGAAUCUGCAGCACCUGCUCCGUGGCUUCGAUCCGGAUACGCCCGUCUUCUUUGGCUACAAGAUGUCGCGAUACAAUGUGUUUCGCUUUUUCGAAGCUGUUAAAAUUAUUUCUUCCGAUCGAAGCCAAAAUGCUCCCGGCGAAAAGAGUUUCUUACGGUCAAUAAAUUUUAAUUAGUCUAUAAUUAUUCAGAGCGAGUGAGCAUAUCAUAAUGAUUUUCAACAGUUUUAUAGCUAUAUCGCCUAAUAAUUAUUUAGUUAGUUAAUUAAAUUGAACAAAAGGCGGUAAUUAAAGCACUUUGAAUUUGGGCGGAGUGCUUUUACGAUAUUUGCCGGAGAAAUGUGCUAAUCCCGGAAUGGAUCUCUUUGUUGGAAGAACCGGUCCCCUAUUGUGAGUGUAAUUUUCAAAUAUCCAAUAGCGAUUUAUUGUGCAUUGUCUGGCGGUAAACAAGCAUUAAAUCUAUUAUUGGUGCGAUGAUAUCACGCCUAGCAGUUAACUUCUCUACUGGCCAAAAGCUUCUUGUCUUCUCUCGGCAUUUUCCGUGCGCAUAGAUCAAGUGGAGGGAAAUUAAAUUCGCAUUAACCAUUAGCCAUCCGAGCUGCAGUCUGCGCAGACUAAUGGCAGUGACUCACCUGAGGUCAUCGCGAUCACCUGUCACGCAUCUUUCACAGCCGCGCCUUUUGGGCAGCAAGCGCGGAUUUACCUCGCCACUUGGCAUUUCCAAGAGUUGAGCAAGCUCUUGGUGAGCCGAAGUACAUCUGGACAUCUGGGCUGAAUAAAUAAGUAAAGUCAAUGGAUGAGUUACUGAGGAGAGACUAAGAUGUUAAAACGUUUUCUUUGUUUCAGCUUCUGCAUCAUCACACACAUUUUGAAUAGUUUAUCUGACGGAUUGAUUAUUCCUAAUGCAUCAUAAAUGUUUAAUGAUUGGUGAUUGAUUACAGUGAUUAUUUCGCACGACUCUGCUUAUCAUUAUGUUUUAUUUAAGUUUUGAAUAGCGUUCGGAUACCAAACCAAUUAACAUAUUUUUAUGCUCGCAUGAAUUAUGCAUCCACUACCAGGUUUUUUAAGAUUUGGGGUAUAAUCGC
This is a messenger RNA of Drosophila simulans, 1773 nucleotides long. Its product is annotated as glycoprotein-N-acetylgalactosamine 3-beta-galactosyltransferase 1. The record is from RefSeq and is a predicted model, not a curated record. The transcript has 3 exons. Gene Ontology annotation, cellular component: membrane. Gene Ontology annotation, molecular function: N-acetylgalactosaminide beta-1,3-galactosyltransferase activity. Bases 122 to 865 code for a protein of 247 amino acids. Lineage: Eukaryota; Metazoa; Arthropoda; Insecta; Diptera; Drosophilidae.